Exophiala dermatitidis NIH/UT8656 is the source of this 1086-nucleotide messenger RNA. RefSeq names its product triacylglycerol lipase. The transcript is spliced from 5 exons. The record is from RefSeq and is a predicted model, not a curated record. Gene Ontology annotation, molecular function: hydrolase activity. NCBI's taxonomy places the organism in Eukaryota, Fungi, Ascomycota, Eurotiomycetes, Chaetothyriales, Herpotrichiellaceae. Bases 1 to 1086 code for a protein of 361 amino acids.
AUGGCUAUCUCUGUCCAGUCUCAACCAGGGGCCCUAGCCCCUACAGUGGUCGAAUCCAAGGCGGCGAGCGUACCUCUACCAAACCCUAUUCACCCCCAGUUCCUCCCUCUUCUCGACCAGGAUUUUGUCGAUUACUACAACAGACACUUUGCUUCGAAACCCGCCACGCACACCAUAGACAUCUCCGAUAUCAGGAAAAGCGGAUCGAAAUACUCGUCGCCCUGGGAAAGGGAUUUUUCUGGUGAGCCGUUCGUGCGCGACUUUCAGAUCCCGUCGUCCGAUGGCCAUCUCUUUCGAGUGCGAUGCUAUUACCCUGAUGCCACAAAGUACGGUCCAGGGCCGUAUCCGAUUUAUGUGAACUUCCAUGGAGGCGGGUUUGCAUUCGGUGGUCUGAAAUCGGACGCCGAACUGUGCAUGCUUGUCCGAAACAACGUUGGACUACUUGUUGUUGAUGUCGAGUAUCGCUUGACGCCAGAAAACCUCUACGGUAAAGGUCACGAGGACGGCUGGGCAGCAGUCCGCUGGGUCCACGAGCACGGCCACGAAAUCAACGGCGACCCCACCUCCAUUUCCGUCGGAGGCAUUUCUGCAGGCGGAGCCAUUGGUGCUGUUGUGCAGCAGCUUGCUCGAGAUGCCGGAAUUACCUUGAAGCUCGCCUUCCUCGCAGUUCCGACCGUCGAAAGCCAUCGCCAUCUCACCGACCCAUCCCAAUCACCCUACAAAUCAUUCAGCACAAACGCGCUGGCCCCAAGUCUGAAUUGGGCACGCCUCGACUACUUCCGGAAGCUCAGUCUCCCUCAAACAAAAGAGGGCGAGCAGGCCCUAGCCGCCCUGCCGGAGUUUUAUUCGAGUCCGAUCAAGGGGAACCUGAAAGGUCUGUGUCACACGUUUGUGGCUACCGCCGAGUUCGACCCGCUGUGUGACGAGGGCGAGGCGUAUGCUCAGCGGCUGGUCGAGGCCGGUGUUAAAGUCACUGUUAGGCGGUAUACUGGCGUCCCUCAUCCUUUUAUGCACAUGACUCCGAUCCAGAAGGCGGCAUUGUAUGCUGAGGAUUUCUGUUCGGCCUUGCGUGCUGCGCAUAGAUAG